Diplodia corticola is the source of this 2355-nucleotide messenger RNA. RefSeq names its product heterokaryon incompatibility protein. NCBI's taxonomy places the organism in Eukaryota, Fungi, Ascomycota, Dothideomycetes, Botryosphaeriales, Botryosphaeriaceae. The coding region runs from base 1 to 2355 and encodes 784 amino acids. The transcript has a single exon. The record is from RefSeq and is a predicted model, not a curated record.
AUGCUACCAAUCAUCGACCCCGACGUGGAAGCACCCCCCAAUCACGUGCCACUGUUCUCGACUGUCCGUGAUCUUGAAGACGCUUCCAGCCACAACCCUCUACACAGCAGCCCUGAAGAGGUUCUUCGCGCAACAAGCGUCGGAGAUGACCUUGCCAAGAUGAUAGAUGUCUCCUGGUGGCCCAACGAUGGACCGAGGUUCAUUGACGAGAAAGGAAAAGUCCUCCACAAUGUCGCGCCCUCUGGUCAGCUCUCGGAAGAUGAGGAAAGCGGUAGCCAAGAGACGGUUACUGGAAAUCCCCCGCGGCAGAUCGUCUUUUGUCAGCCGGGCGAAGAGCGGUCUGAUCUGCCCGCUGACCAAAUCACUUGCGUCAUGUCUCCGUCUUCGUUCUACGAGACAAUGGUAUCCAUGUUCGCCGCCAUGAAGAAGACAGGAGCAGUCCCGGCCCACAUGUGUCCACGCAUGUACGAGUACACGCCGCUGGCCUCGGGCCAAAACAUCCGGAUCCUUACGCUAUGGCCGGGAUCUGGAGACACUCAACUGCGUUGCGAGACGCGUGAGGUCACGCUUGGGAGUGGUGUGUACUAUGAAGCAUUGUCAUACACCUGGGGAGAUCAGUCCACAGGUACAUUGAUCAGCUUCAACGGCCUUCUCCUCCCAAUCGCGCCGAACCUGUGCAGCGCUCUACUACACCUGCGGCUUCCGGACAGACCCAGGACUUUGUGGAUCGACGCAGUGUGCAUCAAUCAGUUGGACAACGAAGAGAAGAGUCUACAGGUGCAGAUGAUGCGCGACAUCUACCAAGAAGCUUCAAGCGUCAUCGUGUGGCUCGGCUCGACCGAAGACGACAGCGACGCUGCAAUGGACUUGAUUGCAGGGGAUGUUACGGCUGGGUGCGACGAGGCAACAGUGCCGGCGGAUUUCGAAUUCGUCCUCGACGAUCAACCUCCUUUCCCAGAAUCUGGGAGAUACCCGGGCGAGGACUACACUCCACGCGGAAGGACCGAAGGCGUGGAGAGUGAAAGAGCAUGGACCGCGCUGUAUGCCUUGGUCCAACGGCCUUGGUGGUCUCGCGCGUGGGUGUUGCAAGAGUACGCAGUCCCGAAGCAGGAACCAACCUUCAGGUGUGGCAGCCAGGUCGUUACGGCCGGAGAACUCCAGCAGAUCUGUUCCAUCGCCGGCGAAAUGGUUGACAGUCUCCCCAUGCCGGCCAUCGUCGCCAUCAGGGCCGGAUACCGGCUCGAUCCUCUGUUCAUGACGCGCGACACGUUCCAAAAGGAGAGCCAGCUGGAUUUGCGGCACCUUCUGCAAUACAACCUCAACACCCAGGCCACAAACCUCAGGGACAAAGUGAUCGCCCUUCUCGGUCUCACCUCGCAGGAAUGCCGUGACGCGCUGGUGCCCGACUACUCCAAGUCCAUCACGCAAAUCUACGCCGAGACAGCAAAAUACAUCAUCCAAUCCACAGGCGACCUCAACAUCCUCGCCACCAACACCAACUCCGACCGCAAGUCCUCCCCGCCCCUCCCAUCCUGGGUGCCCGACUGGGCCCUCUUCGCCAGCCGCCCCCCCACCCUCCUGCAGCCCUCCGUCUACCAAGCCUCGGGCCCCUACGCCGCCUGCAUCGGACCCUCCUCCGACCCCAACGUCCUCGAGGCCGGCGGCAUCCCCAUCGACCGCAUCGCCCACGUCAGCGACGCCAUCGCCCCCGCCGACGUGCGCAUCGACACGGGCGCCCUCGGCCGCACCGUCCGCAAGCUCUACGACCAAGUCCUCUCCGCCUCCGGCUCCGGCUCGCGCACCCGCCACUCCGACGACGACGACGACGACGACGACGACGACCGCUUCUGGCGCACCCUCGUCGCCGACCGCCACCAGCUCCCUCCCGGCGACUCCUCCUCCUCUCCCUCCCCAUCGUACUCCAGCCCCGCGCCCGCCGCCUUCGCCGACCUGUUCGAGCUGUUCCUUCACCCGUCACCACAAACGCAGGCGAAGACGACGACGACGACCACUACUGCCCCCCUCACGACAGAGAUCGCUCAAGUCCUCGCCACGCGCCGGGUGUUCGUCACCGAGCGGGGGCGGCUGGGCGUGGGGCCGGCGGGCGGGCGGGUGGGGGACGUGGUGGCUGUGUUGAUGGGCGGGGAGAUGCCGUUUUUGUUGAGAGAGGUGGGGGAGGAAGAGGAAGGAGAGGAGGAGGAAGAGGAGGGGGAAGGGGAGAGGGACAGUGGUGGGUUGGUGAGGUUGGUUGGCGAGGCGUAUGUGCAUGGGGUUAUGCGGGGGGAGGUGGUGGAGGAGCUGCCUGGGCCGGGGAGGGGGUUGGAGGGGUGUAUGGUUAUUUUUCGGAUUUGUUGA